GUAGUUAGUGUGAGGCUGUCGGUCCGCUCCGGUGUGGCUGUCGCGAGGAUGAACAGCUCCUCUUGAUCAUUACCAAAAAAAAAAAAAACUACCUUUAAAAGACGUAGUGUGUCGUCAUGUUUUUGUGUAGAUCAGAAGGUUGUGAUAGUUUGCUGGCGGACAGACCGCAUUAACGGUCGUGUGUUAACCGCGUUCAAGAAUUUCAGCCUGGACUUGAAAAAUAAUAACGGUCGUCGUGGUUUUACCCAACGACUCCCGUCAAGUUUCCUUUGUUUGUUUUGCCGUUGCUCGUUUCUAACGACAACUAAAGGAGCACGAAUGAUCCAGAUGAAGCUACGAAGCGGAGGAAACGCGGACGUAAAUAAUUGGUGCUUGAAAUGGCGAAAAUCUAUAUCGGACUCAACCCAGAGAUGGAAUGUACGUCCACCUUUUAUCUGGUUCAGGGGCUUUGGACUACACUGACAAACAUGCGUAUUGCAGGACUAUGCAGGGCUGGUGAAGUGAGUAGAAAAGGCCUUCAGCACUUGUCCUGGAAUGUUUCUGUCUACAGACACAUGUCAAUGUUAUCGGAUAGCAAACCCAGGAAGUGACUAUCUACUUUUCUCAUGUUGGUGACCUUGAUGGUUUUGAAGGAUCCCUGACUGAAGCUUUGGAGACAGACUGAUGAAUGAUUCAAAGCUUGCUGUGGUCCAGCGCCAUGGUAGACAUGCCGAGCCUGUACAGUCCCUUGUGCCCGCUGGGCGAUUCAAUUCUGGACAGCCCUCUGUGUGGAGAGCUCAUUGGUGACAUGGAGGUGCUGGAGGACAUCUCUCAGUCUCUCAGCGACGAUACCUUCAACUCCCUUCACGUACUGGACUACCAGAGCAGCAACACUGCAGCAGACAGCUCAACUGUCUUAGAUGUCUUAACACCGGCAUCGAGUCCGUCCUCAGAAGUGUUUGCGUCCAGUACGAUUCAGGACGAGAACUCUGGUUCUUUGGCCCUCGAGUGCCGCGUCUGCGCCGACCGGGCCUCAGGUUUCCAUUAUGGAGUGCACGCCUGCGAAGGGUGCAAGGGGUUCUUCAGGAGAACCAUUCGACUCAAACUGGAGUACGACAAGUGCGAACGCAACUGCAAGAUCCAGAAAAAGAACCGAAACAAAUGCCAAUACUGCCGUUUCCGCAAGUGCCUUGCAGUGGGCAUGUCCCACAACGCUAUCCGUUUUGGGCGGAUACCCCAAUCUGAAAAGCAGAGGCUGAAAGCCGAACAGGAUGUCAACGUGAAAGAGGAGCACGAGUCCCAGCAGCCGGACACAAAGAGUCUGGCCAAGCAGAUGCAUGAAGCCUACCUCAAACACUUCCACAUGAACAAAGCCAAAGCACGUGUGUUUCUCACGGGCAAGACCAGUACUCCGCCCUUCGUCAUCCACGACAUGGACACUCUCCAGCACGCCGAGCAGAAACUAAUCACCCAGCUGCUGGGCAACAUGGCGUCCGGAGACGUCUCCACUCUGCGGGAGAGGGAAGUGGAGGCCCGGCUCUUUCUGUUCUGCCAGUACGCCUCUGUGGCGACGGUCACAGAGCUGACGGAGUUCGCCAAGGCCGUGCCUGGCUUUGCCGCCCUAGACCUCAACGACCAGGUGACUCUGCUGAAGUACGGCGUGUACGAGGCGCUCUUCGCUCUGCUGGCCUCCUGCAUGAACAAAGACGGGCUGCUGGUGGCUCACGGCGGAGGCUUCAUCACUCGAGAAUUUCUAAAGAGUCUGCGUAAGCCCUUCAGCGACAUGAUGGAGCCGAAAUUUCAGUUCGCCAUGAGGUUCAAUGCCCUAGAGCUCGACGACAGCGACCUGGCACUGUUCGUGGCUGCCAUCAUCUGCUGCGGAGACCGUCCAGGACUGAGCGACGUGUCGCAGAUCGAGCGCAUCCAGGAGAGCAUCAUCCAUGUCCUACGGCUCCACCUGUUGUCCAACCACCCCGACAACACCUUACUCUUUCCCAAGCUGCUGCAGAAACUGGCCGACCUGCGGCAGCUGGUGACGGAGCACGCGGAGCUGGUCCAGGACAUCAACAAGACGGAAGAUGCUUCACUCCACCCGCUUCUGCAGGAGAUCUACAGAGACAUGUACUGAGCUCAGAGCGUCGCUAUUCUCGGGAAGGCAGGACAUGACAGGGAAAAGCCAGCGUAAUUCUAGGCUGAAAAAUAUAGCACUAACCUUUAAUAGGGCACGGACCUUUAUAAGGUCAAUGCCUAUAGUCCCAUAGAUCUUUUGUAAAUUUGCCAGAGAGUGGAUUUCAAUUACAGGUGCAGUGAGCGAAUGGCACUCAAAAUAUAUAGAAAUCCCUAAAAACAUUUGUGACCCUGGAGCACAAAACCAGUCUCGAGU
Sinocyclocheilus grahami is the source of this 2362-nucleotide messenger RNA. RefSeq names its product peroxisome proliferator-activated receptor alpha a (gene pparaa). The coding region runs from base 668 to 2107 and encodes 479 amino acids. Gene Ontology annotation, molecular function: zinc ion binding; RNA polymerase II cis-regulatory region sequence-specific DNA binding; DNA-binding transcription repressor activity, RNA polymerase II-specific. The transcript is spliced from 11 exons. Gene Ontology annotation, biological process: fatty acid metabolic process; hormone-mediated signaling pathway; positive regulation of transcription by RNA polymerase II. Lineage: Eukaryota; Metazoa; Chordata; Actinopteri; Cypriniformes; Cyprinidae. The record is from RefSeq and is a predicted model, not a curated record. Gene Ontology annotation, cellular component: nucleus.